Messenger RNA from Owenia fusiformis, 1246 nucleotides. The record is from the annotation of a GenBank genome assembly. Lineage: Eukaryota; Metazoa; Annelida; Polychaeta; Sabellida; Oweniidae.
UGGGAAUGUAUGCAGAUAUUUUUUGUUAUUGUCUUCACACACUCUGCUACUGACCGUACCACGGGUGUAUUAUUCAGUUAUUAGCCAAUCACAUGUAUAUCCUGGGAACAUUUUUGAAAGCAAUCUACAACAUAGCAUGUUCGCAAUGGAUAAAAAGUUUGGAAGAUGCGCCUUGAUUCACAUUCUUAAUUUAUUUUCAAUUUAACUUCCGGGUUUGGACCUAAUUUGAAUAACGACGUCUGUGGAGGAUGGUGGACCUCAAAAUGACAACGCUCAAGUUUUUCAUUGUUUUCUGUGUCUUGGUGACGUUAGAAUAUGUUGAUUGUCGAGGAAGAGGUGGAGGAGGUUCUAGAGGCGGAAGUAGAGGCUUUAGAAGUUCUUCCAGAGGCAGCAGUAGCAGCAGAAGCAGCGGGGCCUGGAAAACAGCACUUUUUGCAGGGACAUUGUACGGAUCACACUCCUACAUGAUGAGGCGGCGCUAUAUUGACAACCCUAACAAAGAGCCCGCAAUAUGUGAGAACAAUGACAUACAGACGAACCAGACAACCGGUGCUACAUAUACAAUAGGGCGGUUUAUAUGCCCCAUGAGGAACCAAACUGACAGUAUGGAAUGCUGUUGUGGAGCUACUGGGAAACAGUAUUGUUGCGAUGAAUGUGGCUUGUCAGUGGGAGCUAUAGUCGGAAUAUCGUUGGGGAGUACUAUAGGUUUUGUAAUACUGCUGUUUCUCUUCCUAUGGUGCUGUUGUUCAGGUGACAAAAAGAGUAAAAGUAAAACAAAAAACACUUCGUCAUCUGCUAAUGGAAUGUCGACAACAUAUAAUAAUCCUUUAAAACCUGACCCCAAUGAUGAUAUGGGAGGAGCCAUAUCCGGGGCCUGGCCAAGGAGACAUGAGCAAGCAACCAUUCCCUGGGCCUGGCCAAGGCACAAACUACCCAUCAUACCCACCAGGAAAAUACUAAGAAGUUUAAAUGGAGUGGUGGCUUUGAUAUCCGGAAAACAACUCCCAUUAAUUUCAACGCAUACUGCAUGUGUACACUUUGGCUGUGUCUUUUGUCAAUGGUAUCAUCAUCCUAAAACUACUGGAUACUGCUGAACAAUUAUUCUUUUGCCAGAAACGACGAUUGCUAUGUUUAGAAAGAUUUAACAAAUUUCAAAAAUCUAUUUCUAAAGGCGUGACUCUCUGAUUGCUUUGUAUCAGUUUUAUAUACCAAGGGUUUAAAUCAAAUGCUGUUUAUCUUGUGACAA